This is a messenger RNA of Gadus chalcogrammus (walleye pollock), 1743 nucleotides long. RefSeq lists its product as uncharacterized. The transcript is spliced from 17 exons. The record is from RefSeq and is a predicted model, not a curated record. NCBI's taxonomy places the organism in Eukaryota, Metazoa, Chordata, Actinopteri, Gadiformes, Gadidae. Gene Ontology annotation, cellular component: nucleus. Gene Ontology annotation, molecular function: single-stranded DNA binding; protein binding. Bases 171 to 1289 code for a protein of 372 amino acids. Gene Ontology annotation, biological process: positive regulation of transcription by RNA polymerase II.
GUAAGUGCCCGUGUCUCUGCCAUGCAGCGCUCAUCGAUUUCAGCUAAUGUUUCGCUUAUAAAAUCUUGAGGAAAUAAUCUUUUCCCCCCAUAAAUAAUAAUAAUUAUAUCAUUCCACAAAGUUAUGGCCAUGUCCUCGUCGACGUUGGCCCCCAUAAGUUGACCUUUUGUAUGUGUGUGUGUUUGUCUUUCAGGUUAGCGUUGUACGUCUACGAGUACCUGCUCCACGUGGGAGCCCAGAAGUCCGCACAGACCUUCCUGUCAGAGAUUCGAUGGGAGAAAAACAUCACAUUAGGGGAGCCCCCAGGAUUCCUCCAUUCAUGGUGGUGUGUAUUCUGGGACCUGUACUGCGCCGCACCGGACCGAAGGGAGACGUGUGAACACUCCAGUGAGGCCAAAGCCUUCCAUGAUUACAGUGCAGCGGCGGCGCCCAGCCCGGUGAUGGGAAACAUGCCCCCCAACGACGGCAUGCCAGGGGGUCCCAUGCCACCAGGCUUCUUUCAGGGACCUCCAGGCUCACAGCAGUCCCCCCAUGCACAGCCCCCUCCCCACAACCCCAGCAACCCCAUGAUGGGACCCCAUGGCCAGCCCUUCAUGUCUCCUCGGUACCCCGGCGGCCCGAGACCGGCGCUCCGAAUGCCAAACCAGCCUCCCGGGGGGAUCCCUGGUUCCCAGCCCCUCCUGCCAAACAGUCUGGACCCCACAAGACCACAAGGACAUCCUAAUAUGGGCGGGCCAAUGAGAAUGAAUCCCCCUAGAGGAAUGGCCAUGGGACCACAGAACUACGGGGGCAUGCGGCCUCCUCCUAACUCCAUGGGCGGUCCCAUGCCAGGAAUGAACAUGGGCCCUGGAGGAAGAGGGCCGUGGCCGGGGCCUAACGCUAACUCUAUAGCCUAUUCUUCCUCAUCUCCCGGAAACUAUGUGGGGCCGCCAGGUGGGGGAGGGCCCCCAGGAACUCCCAUCAUGCCCAGCCCAGGUGACUCGACCAACUCCAGCGAAAAUAUCUACACUAUGAUGAACCCCAUCGGACCGGGAGGCAACAGACCCAACUUCCCCAUGGGGCCGGGGCCUGACGGGCCCAUGGGGGCCAUGGGCGCCAUGGAGCCGCACCACAUGAACGGAUCUCUAGGUUCUGGGGACAUGGACGGGCUGCCAAAGAACUCUCCUAACAACAUGGGCGGCAUGAACAACCCGCCGGGAACGCCGCGGGACGACGGCGAGAUGGGGGGGAACUUCUUGAACCCGUUCCAGAGUGAAAGUUAUUCACCCAACAUGACGAUGAGUGUGUGAUUUUUAUUCUCCUUCAUUUCUUUUCUUUGUGAUCCACGCCCGUUUAUUUUUUGUACCCCCCUCCCCCCACACACACACCUGAUUUUAACAAAUUUUCCCGCUUUGGAUGGACGCCGUACCGCCCCCCCCCCCCCACACAUACACACACACAAACACACCUUUACAACCCCCCCUGCCCCCCCCCCCACAACACUACGAUGGACCCCUUCCCUGGCCGAACUCUGCUGCCCGCACAGCCUUCUGGGAAAGCCCCAGUGCAUGCUGGGACUCUGAUGAAGACGCGGCCCCCCGCGGCGUGCAAGAUGUCCGCCGGCGGGAACAGGAAGUCCUCUCAGCUCCACAGGAAGAACCUGCUCUCUGACUCCUCCCCCCGCCUCCCUGACUUCCUGUCGGGGUCUGGACAAUGAGCGGGGGAAGGGCGAUCGAUGCAGAGAGAGAGAGAGGGAGGGAGGGA